This is a messenger RNA of Corylus avellana, 1953 nucleotides long. The record is from RefSeq and is a predicted model, not a curated record. NCBI's taxonomy places the organism in Eukaryota, Viridiplantae, Streptophyta, Magnoliopsida, Fagales, Betulaceae.
AUGCAGAAAAAAACAUUCAGCAAGCGACGCUUCUCUCUCUCCGUGUACACUGCGUGUGUGUGCGUGUCACUGUCUCCCUCCCAAAAUUCCCAAUGCACAGAAGCACGCAGUAGCACAAGCACAAGCAUUGAUCUCUCGCACCUCCUCAAACGCGCGUACAGACAAACCCACCGAAAUGCGGGGCUUUGUCCCACUGCUCGCGGCCUGCGCCGCCGUGCUCGUCUCAGUGGUCUACUGCGUCCUUCCGCCCACCCUUCUCCCCCUGGAGAGGGCCUUUCCUUUGACUCGCCGGGUCGAGCACGACCGCCUCAGAGCGCGGGACCGAGCCAGGCACGCCCGAUUCUUGCGAGGCGCGGUCAGCGGCGUUGUCGACUUCUCCGUCCAAGGCUCCUCCGAUCCCUACUUCGUCGGGUACGAUUGGUUCAGCUCAAUUUUUUCGAUGCUGCCAGUUCAUCAACUGCUGCGGUGGUCCCCUGCUCAGAUCGAAUUUGCACUUCUGCAUUGCAAACUGCGGCAACUCAAUGCUCUCCUCAGAGUAAUCAGUGUAGUUACUCGUUUCAAUAUGGAGAUGGAAGUGGAACAUCAGGUUAUUAUGUCUCAGAUGCGCUGUAUUUUGAUAUGGUUCUUGGGCAGUCUUUGAUUGCUAACUCUUCAGCGCCCAUUGUUUUUGGGUGUAGCACCUAUCAAUCUGGGGACUUGACUAAGACAGAUAAAGCAGUCGAUGGGAUAUUUGGUUUUAGACAAGGUGAUCUUUCUGUUAUUUCACAAUUGUCAUCUCGAGACAUCACUCCCCAAGUGUUCUCCCAUUGCUUGAAAGGAGGUGGCAAUGGUGGGGGUAUAUUGGUUCUUGGUGAGAUUUUGGAGCCAGGCACUUUUACACCUCAAGUAUUUGAAUGUAUCUUUCAACAAGCUAUCCGGAGAGAUACCAUCUAGCGGGUCUUUUGCAAAUUUCACAGCUAAAUCAUUUUUAGGAAACAAAACACUUUGUGGGAAUCCAAUUUUUGGAGUUUUGUGUUGUCCAAGUCUGAGCUCCAAAGGAUCAAAGGUGAAACAGAGUCUACUCAAAUAUUUUCUUCCUGCCAUUGCUUCAAUUAUACUUUGUCUUGCAUUGUUCUAUAUGUUGAGAAGACACCGAGAAAGUAAAAUACAGCUUCAAAGUUUAUUUAGUACAUUGUAUUUAUCAAAGCAUAGAAUGGUAUCAUGUCAAGAGCUUUGCCAUGGGACAAAUAGCCUUGAAAGGUGGUUAUACUCUUAUAACUACUGCUUGAAUCUUCUUCAAAGAAUAAAGAUUAUGGCUAAUGUUGCAUCGGCAUUAGACUAUCUCCACCACUGUCUAUUAGAUUCUGUGGUUCACUGUGAUUUGAAGCCUACCAAUAUCCUUCUAGACGAGGGCAUGGUUGUACAUGUGGGAGACUUUGGCAUUGCAAAGAUUUUGGCCGAAAACAAGGAUGCUACACAAACCAGAACUCUUGGUACACUUGGCUACAUCGCUCCAGACUAUGGUUCUGAAGGAAAAGUCUCCAUCAAAGGCGAUGUUUAUAGCUAUGGUAUUACAUUGUUGGAGAUGAUCACAAGGAAGAAACCUACUGACAACGUGUUUGUAGGAAAAUUGACUAUGAGGCAAUGGAUAAAUGCAUCAUUUCCUAACCGAAUGAUGGAAAUUGUGGAUGACGGGUUAUUGAAAACAGAAAAUGAAAGAGAUAUAACUAUUAUGCAAAGUAUUCUUUCAUCCAUCAUAGAAAUAGGCUUAAGGUGUUCUGAAGAGUAACUAGAUAAAAGAGUCGAUAUCAAAGAUAUGCUUGUGAAGCUUCAAAAAAUUAGACUUAACACUUUUUGAAGACAUAAACGAAGGUGUCUGAAAUCUUUGAUCUAGGUUUUAUAUGGUUUGCCUUUUUUAUUUCUUAAAGUACUUACAACUAGUGUGUUUUAUAUUUGUAUGACAUUUUAUGUUUA